Triplophysa rosa is the source of this 3724-nucleotide messenger RNA. It is a transcript of the gene klhl7, whose product is annotated as kelch-like family member 7. The record is from RefSeq and is a predicted model, not a curated record. Gene Ontology annotation, cellular component: Cul3-RING ubiquitin ligase complex. Gene Ontology annotation, biological process: protein ubiquitination. Gene Ontology annotation, molecular function: protein binding. Bases 853 to 2676 code for a protein of 607 amino acids. Lineage: Eukaryota; Metazoa; Chordata; Actinopteri; Cypriniformes; Nemacheilidae. The transcript is spliced from 11 exons.
GCCUCUCUCUCUCUCUCUCUCUCUCUCUCUCUCUCUCUCUCUCUCUCUCUCUCUCUCUCUCUCUCUCUCUCUCUCUCUCUCUCUCUCUCUCUCUCUCUCUCUCUCUCUCUCUCUCUCUCUCUCUCUCUCUCUCUGUCUCUCUCUCUCUCUCUCUCUCUCUCUCUCUCUCUCUCUCUCUCUCUCUGUCUCUCUCUCUCUCUCUCACUCACUCUCAUUUUAUUUUAAUAACGUAUGGCAAUUAUAAAAGUCAAUGUAAGGAUUUCCUCUCUGUUAGCGCCUCAUGUUUUCGUUAGGACAUUCAGUUUUUUAAUGCGCGUGAUUUCGUGUUGUACUUACAUACUGACAUCUAGUGUAUGUAUCAGGUUAGUGUUCUCAUUAUUUACUUACCAUGAUACAAUGUUUAGAUACCACGAGUACAUACUUUUCAAGUUAAUAUCUUAAAUAAUGAAUAGCUCUUUUUAAUAGUUUAGCAAUAACUAAACGUGUAGUUUAUCUACCAUUUAAACCUUUUUCAUUGAAACUACUUCAGAUAUAUUCAUAUAUUUCAUAUUUUCCUAGAUAUCUUUAUAACCUUGAAAAAGCGGUAACAACACAUGUCCACAAGCUGUUAUUUAAUAAUAAUUGUUAUAUUUGUGUGGAGAUCAGUAAAAGAACAGUUUAUUUAAUUGAUUUAUUUUAUUUAUUUCGUUUAUUUUGACACGCGUUCAGCAGACGCGCAUGCGGGACUUUUAUGUUGACACGCAGUAGGUCGGAGAAAUUUUUUGCGUAUCGUCACGUGCUUCACAUCAUCCCUACAGCUCACAUUUACGUCUAUUUACAUCGCUGUUUUUAUUAAAGUUUAGUCUAGUUUAUAUGUGGAUGAGCAUGAUGAGUUUGGCCUCCACAUCAUGCGAAAAAACACCAGGAUCCAAGAAAAAAAGCGAGAAGAAGACCGCGUCCAAAGAGGAAUACAGAUUACUGUCCAAUAUCAUGGGAGUGAUGAAUAACCUGAGGAAACAGGGAAUCCUGUGUGAUGUCAUCCUGGUGGUUCAGGGGAAACACAUCCUGGCACACAGAGUGGUGCUGGCAGCUGCCAGUCACUUCUUCAACCUCAUGUUCACAUCAAGUAUGAUGGAGGCCACGAAUCAUGAGGUGGAGCUCGGUGGAGCUGAGCCGGAGAUCAUUGAGUCACUGGUGGAGUUUGUCUACACUGCGCGGAUUUCAGUGAACAGUAAUAAUGUUCAGUCUCUACUGAACGCUGCUAACCAGUACCAGAUCGAGCCGGUGAAGAAAAUGUGUGUGGACUUCUUAAAGGAACAGGUCGAUGCCACCAACUGCUUAGGCAUCAGUGCCCUGGCCGAGUGUCUAAAUUGUCCUGAGCUGAAGGUCGCUGCAGACGAUUUCAUCCACCAGCACUUCACAGACGUCUAUAAGAUGGAUGAGUUUCUCCAGCUGGAUGUUAAACAGGUGACAUACCUGCUCCAGCAGGACACACUCACCGUCCGAGCGGAAGACCAGAUAUAUGACGCGGCCGUGCGCUGGCUCAAGUAUGAUGUGUUGAAUCGGCAGCAGUACAUUGUGGACAUUUUGGGAAAAGUUCGAUUUCCUCUCGUAUCCAAAAACUUCCUCAGUAAAACGGUCCAGGCUGAGCCGCUGAUUCAGGACAAUCCAGAGUGCUUGAAGAUGGUCAUCUGUGGGAUGCGUUAUCAUCUGUUGUCUCCGGAGGACCGUGAGGAACUCGGUGAAAGCAGUCGACCUCGCCGCAAGAAACACGACUAUCGCAUCGCUCUGUUCGGUGGCUCGCAGCCUCAGUCCUGUCGAUACUUUAACCCAAAGGACUACAGCUGGACGGACAUUCGCUGUCCCUUCGAGAAACGACGAGACGCCACGUCUGUGUUUUGGGAUAAUGUUGUUUACAUUCUGGGCGGCUCUCAGCUCUUCCCCAUUAAACGCAUGGACUGUUAUAAUGUUGUGAAGGACAGCUGGUACUCUAAACUCGGACCCCCCAAUCCACGAGACAGUCUGGCCGCCUGCGCCUCGAAAGGAAAGAUCUACACCUCAGGAGGAUCUGAAGUGGGAAGCUCUGCUCUGAAUCUCUUCGAGUGUUAUGACACGCGCACAGAGACGUGGCAGACGAAGCCCAACAUGUUGAUGCCUCGCUGCAGUCACGGCUCGGUGGAAGCCAACGGUCUCAUCUACGUCUGCGGUGGGAGUCUGGGCAACAACGUAUCGGGUCGAGUGCUGAACGACUGUGAGGUGUAUGACCCCAGCACAGAAGAGUGGAGGGUUCUGUGUGGGAUGAGAGAGGCCCGGAAGAAUCACGGUCUGGUGGUGGUGAACUCAAGAAUAUACGCCGUCGGUGGACAGAACACACUGGGUGGACUGGACUCAGUGGAAUAUUACGAGAUCGGCAGUAAUGAGUGGAAGAUGGCGUCGCCGAUGCCCUGGAGGGGUGUGACUGUGAAGUGCGCCGCCGUGGCCUCCGUCAUCUACGUGCUGGCCGGGUUUCAGGGUGUGGGGCGAUUGGGUCACAUCAUGGAAUAUUACACGGAGACAGACAAAUGGGUCGUGUCCAGUAAAGUACGUGCCUUCCCCGUCACCAGCUGCCUGAUCUGUCUGGUGGACACGUGUGGCACCAACGAGGAGGACAUGAAUUCCACAUCUUUACCCUCCUCCUCUGCGGAUGGGAGACUGUAGCAUUGCCACGGCAACAAAGAUGCGGUGCCUCAGAUGAGAUAUUGACUUGUUAUUGUGCUAAAAGAGUAGUGCUGUCUUGUACAUUUGCCGGACUGUAAUUUAGAAGAGACUGAUGCUUUCUCGUGUUUUUGGCUGCUGUAAGGAGGACUGAUGCUCAAAUGAUUGUCACGCUCCCUGCGUUAUUAGUUUACUUUUAAUGCUGGUUUUAUCAUUUUAAGAACGCUUUGGUUGUGUGUUUAUAUUAUGUGUAAACAAAGUUGUCACUGUUUUUUAAAUAUUGAGAUUUUUAUUAUCCUCAUGUUAAGGAGCUGCAGGAAUUCAGCUUUCAAACUUUUCUCAAAGUGAAUUUUAUCAGGUUGUGUUUUUUUUUAGUCAAGACAACCAAGCUGCUAAGUUUAGAGGACUUUAUUGUUUAGUACCACAAUAAAAUUGUGUCACCUGUGUUAUUAUUCAGAUAAUGUAUUUAUAAUCUUAGCGUGUUUAAUCAACUAUUGUCCACUAAAACAUAUAGACCCGGUUUCACAGACGAGGUUUAAGGCUAGUCCCAGACUAAAAUGAGUGUGUGACCUGUCUUAACUAAAUAUAACUUGCUCAGAAAUCUCUUAAACUAUAUCCGUGCCAUUGUUUUGUCUCGAGAUGCACACCAGAGAUGUAUUCUUCUAAGGUAUUUUUAUAAAAGCGACAUAAAUAUCUUAAUUCAACUAAGGCAUAGUCCUGGCUUAAACUAAGCUGUGUCUGUGCAACCGGGCCAUAGAAUCGAUUUUUUUGUAAAUUGAGUGUAACUUUGAUGUCCCUUGGUUGUACCAUAGUGCAGUGUAUUUUUAUUUAAGUAUUAAGCAUUUAAAAACGUGUUACUAUAAUAUUAUUAUUGGUUUGUCUUAGAAUGAUGUUCAGGAAAGAAAAAUGUGUUGAUAUUUUAGUCCGCACUGAAUCGGGUUGUAAUUUUAUAAUGUAUGUCUUGGUCAGUGGUUUGUUUAGUUACCGACACUAGGUGGCGCUUUAGUUUUUCUUUACGUAAUUAAAAACGGGAAUCCGUAAUUAAAUCAUU